AUGGCUCUUUUUUCUAUUUUUGUCACCGUGGUUCUUGGUUUGACAAGCGUCUCAUCGGCGCAAGACAUCGAUCUCGCCGACUUAUUUGCGUCUGGCGGGUCCCCAACCGGUAUGCUCUUCGAGCUGCUUGGAGACGAGGAUAACUACCGCGUACGUGAUGUACUUCAGCAGAUCCCUGGUGGGAUGCUCACGCAGUCGGACGAAUUCAAGCAGAGCAGCGCUACCAUCGCUGACACCGCCGGCUUCGACUGCAACCUCACAGACAUCGAUCCUGCUUGCUUCCUCGAGGAGUUUGCCGGUAGGGUUGGAGCUUCUUGGAAAACUCAAGACAUCGACACCCAGAAAGCUUCCGACCUUGUAGCACGGUUUCUUCAGCCUCAUGGUCUAACAAUGUCCGGCGCCGUUGCAAUCUGCGUAAUUUCGCCUGCCGCCAUGCCGUUCCUCGUAGACAGCGAGGCCUCCGAACUUUCCACGGCUGACGUUAUCAAUGGGGCCAAGGCUGCGUGCAGGAAAUCAGCCUGA
This is a messenger RNA of Besnoitia besnoiti, 522 nucleotides long. RefSeq lists its product as uncharacterized. The transcript is spliced from 2 exons. Lineage: Eukaryota; Apicomplexa; Conoidasida; Eucoccidiorida; Sarcocystidae. The coding region runs from base 1 to 522 and encodes 173 amino acids. The record is from RefSeq and is a predicted model, not a curated record.